This is a messenger RNA of Manis javanica (Malayan pangolin), 2325 nucleotides long. Lineage: Eukaryota; Metazoa; Chordata; Mammalia; Pholidota; Manidae. The record is from RefSeq and is a predicted model, not a curated record.
AUGACGGCAAGUGAAGGCCCCACACAGAAAAUUCUUGCAACCUAUUCUCCGAAUGAUAUCCCAUCAAUACUGUCUUAUUCUUUCAUUAGAAAACAUGUUUUGGCAGUAGCAGGACAAGACCUGCCUCUGGCUUGCAACUGCAGCAGGUCAGAGUUGAACCUGGCUGUGAAUGAACAGAAAGAGAAAAUUACUGAAAAAGUCCUUUCAAUGACAACAAAGGAAUACCAUAAGGCACAAGAAGAAGUGAGUAGGCUGAUUGAUGAAUUGGAGACAGCUAUCAAAAGCAACAGAGGUCACCUCUCUAAACUUGGCCCCCAAUUACAGGCUGAGCAGGAGCAAUUCUGCUCUUAUGUCUACCAACACAUUAAAAGCCUUCCAGCAAACACUCUUAUCCCAGGAGGCCUGCAACUCAAGAUAUUUGAAAACGGUAAAAACACCGGAGAGAUCUCUGUUUGUAUCAGCAAAAAAGACCUGGAGUCUAAUAGCCCACCUCAAAGUGGCAACAGGAUGGAAAGAUUACUUCUCAAUAUUCAUCAAAGGAUUCAAGGAUCUUCCAUCAACCCACGAGGCCUCAAUUUUUCGUCAAUGCGGCUUUUUGAUGAGCGUGGUCAAGAAAUUAAGAAUCCACUUUUGCUGAAGAAUGAGCAAAAAAUUUGGGUCUCUUAUGGUAAAGCAUACAGAUCUCCCCUAAACCCUGUUCUGGGUUUAACCUUUGACCAGGUGACUGCAUAUGCCAGAGGUGGCAUGACAGUUGCAUAUAAAACCUUCUUGGAUCCUAAUGCUAUUCUGCUACCUGGAUGUGACAAUUGGGAAGUUUGUGAGGGAUUUCCAAUUAAUUUCGACAGUACCAGUCAACAGAUACCUGAUCAAUUUGAAAAGGUGGGCUUGGAGAACCAUUUCCUACAGAACAAGGUGGACCCCAAUAUUGUCCUUCAUGCCUCUGUUUUCAUCAGAAAGUGGAGCUUCUCAAGUAGUGAAGCAAGCAGCGGAAGUCAGGUAGCACGGUCAACCCUGUGGCCUGCAGCCAGUGUGUGGCUGAUCACGAAGACUGGAAUGAUCCUGAGCCGAGCAAUAACUCAGGGCUGCCUGGGCAUUGGUCAUCCAAUCAGAAUCAAGGCUGCUGAAGGAAUAUCACUAGAAGGAUAUAAACUAAUCCUACAGAAAAGACAUAAGGAAGAUGAUUCUCAGAAGUGGGUGUUUGGAACUGAUGGCUGCAUUUACUCUAAGGCUUAUCCUCAGUUCGUUCUGACUUACCUAGAGGAGCUAAAUGCUCACAUGGAUGUGACACAGACAGAGUACCACAUUCACCACGGCACCUGGACCUCCGCUCCUCAGGAGCAUGGCAGCAGCUUAGCAGAAGAGGUUCUGCAAAAAAGUGCCAGCAUCUCUGGUCUGAAGCAACUGACAGUGCCUUCAGACACCAAUUUAAUGCCAGAAGUUUCUCUUGAGGAAACAGGGCAGCUGACAGUGGCACUGGUGAGGAAACUGGAAGAGAAACAUCCUAAGGCUUCUGCUCAGAGAUGGGCCAUAAAACAUGAAGGGACCACCAAGCCGGGCCAGUGGAAACAUUCCAGAGUUGAAAAUCCUCUCUGGAACAAGCUUACCUACAUGUGGCCAGUCCUUCCCAACGGCCAACUAAAUGAGGAAUUUGAUUGGCCAAUAGAAGGACUUCUUGUGGCAAACAGCCCUCCCAUGAAGAAAUCCUUCUGUAAGACCCCACAGCAGUAUGUCCCUGUGAGGCUCAAAGUUUUGAAGAAUGGAGAUAAGAAUAGAAACAGAGCACUUACUGUAGUCAGUCCAAACAUGUCACUUGGAUGGAAAACACAAAAUGUUGACACUUCAAGGAAAGAGAAUGGGAAAAACUGUGUCACUAAAUAUUCAGAAACAGAAACAAAUCAGACUGAAUUUCACCAAUUUUUGGAGAGGUGCACUGAAAUUUUAAAUUUACCUUCUGCAGCUCGGAGACUGUUCAAUGAAAAGGGGAAGGAAAUCUUUGCCCUGAAAGACCUUCAAAGAGAUGACCUGGUGUAUGUUUCAUGUGGAGAACAUUGGAUCAAUCCUGACCUGUCCAUUGAUCAGCAAAAGAAGCAAAUCUUCCUUAGGAACUUAGCAUCAGAUAUUUCUAAAAUUCAAACUUUCUGCAGUAUACGUGAACUAGAGGCUUUUGUUUUAGAAAUCCAAAAUGACAUUGUGUCUGGAGCCAAGCUUGCUGUGCGUAAAUCUGUAGCAAUUUUUGGAGAAGAGAAGCAAAUUAUAGAGCUAAAAGAAAAGCAAAUGCAAAAACAUGCUUUAACAAUGGAAAAUGCUUCCAGUGAAACUCUGUAA